Messenger RNA from Scleropages formosus (Asian bonytongue), 3516 nucleotides. It is a transcript of the gene pfkfb4b, whose product is annotated as 6-phosphofructo-2-kinase/fructose-2,6-biphosphatase 4b. The record is from RefSeq and is a predicted model, not a curated record. The transcript has 13 exons. The coding region runs from base 199 to 1623 and encodes 474 amino acids. Gene Ontology annotation, cellular component: cytosol. Gene Ontology annotation, biological process: fructose 2,6-bisphosphate metabolic process; fructose metabolic process. Gene Ontology annotation, molecular function: ATP binding; fructose-2,6-bisphosphate 2-phosphatase activity; 6-phosphofructo-2-kinase activity. NCBI's taxonomy places the organism in Eukaryota, Metazoa, Chordata, Actinopteri, Osteoglossiformes, Osteoglossidae.
CAAGUGCGCCUUUUCCCGGGUCUUUACGGUAGUAGUGUUCUUACGAGGCUCCUCAGCCCAGAUGACAUCCACAUCAGAUCACGCACGGUCACAGAGCCGGUAGGUCCUCACAGCGCCGAGAGCAUCGCCAGGUCUCAUUACCUUUUUUUAAAAAGGCAAAAGCGGUCAUGGUGCUGGAUUUCAUCUGAAGACGUCACGAUGGCCUCGUCGCCCCGUGAGCUCACUCAGAACCCGCUGAAAAAAAUUUGGGUGCCAUGCAAGAACGGUCUUCCAGACAGACACAUUUCUCAGAGGAGAGUAUGUAUGACCAACUGCCCCACCCUCAUUGUUACGGUGGGCCUCCCAGCCAGAGGGAAGACCUACAUCUCCAAAAAGCUGACGCGGUACCUCAACUGGAUUGGGGUCCCUACCAAAGAGUUCAACGUGGGGCAGUACAGAAGAAAGUGUGUUAAGACCUACAAGUCCUUCGAGUUUUUCCGUCCGGACAAUGAGGAAGGUCUGAAGAUCAGGAGGCAGUGUGCUUUAGCAGCACUCGGUGAUGUCCAGCGCUACCUUAGAGACGAGGGAGGGCAGGUUGCGGUGUUUGAUGCCACCAACACAACAAGGGAGAGAAGAGGGACCAUUAUGAGUUUUGCCCAGCAGAAUGGCUACAAGGUCUUCUUUGUGGAAUCAGUCUGUGAAGACCCUGAUGUCAUUGCAGAGAAUAUAGUGCAAGUGAAGCUUAGCAGCCCAGACUACAUACACUGUGAUACGGACAAAGCUGUAGAGGAUUUCAUGAAGAGGAUCAAGUGUUACGAGAACUCGUAUGAGCCAUUGGACGAGAUCCUUGACGGGGGACUCUCCUUCAUCAAAAUUAUGGAUGUUGGUCGUCGAUACCUGGUGAACCGUGUCCAAGACCACAUUCAGAGCCGUAUUGUCUAUUACCUCAUGAACAUCCACAUCACACCCCGGUCCAUUUACUUGUGCCGUCAUGGCGAGAGCGAUCUCAAUGUCAAGGGCCGCAUUGGUGGUGAUUCUGGACUUUCAGUGCGGGGCAAAGAGUUUGCCGAGUGUCUGGGUAAGUUUAUCCGAGACCAGAGCAUUAAUGAGCUCAAGGUGUGGACCAGUCAAAUGAAGAGGACCAUUCAGACAGCUGAAGCUCUGAGUGUGCCUUAUGAACAGUGGAAGGCGCUCAAUGAGAUUGAUGCGGGAGUAUGUGAAGAAAUGACAUAUGAGGAGAUCCAGGAGAACUAUCCUCUGGAGUUUGCACUUCGAGACCAGGACAAGUACCGCUACCGAUACCCAAAGGGGGAGUCGUACGAGGACCUGGUACAGCGGCUGGAGCCUGUCAUCAUGGAGCUGGAGCGACAGGAGAACGUACUGGUCAUCUGCCACCAGGCUGUCAUGCGUUGCCUGCUUGCCUACUUCCUGGACAAGCCUGCAGAGGAAUUGCCUUACCUUAAGUGCCCUUUGCACACAGUAUUGAAACUCACCCCUGUGGCCUAUGGCUGCAAGAUUGAGUACAUUUCCCUGAAUGUAGAGGCAGUGGACACCCACAGGGCCAAACCAGAGGUGGGUACCUUUCGUGUGUCUUCUGGAAUGUUGAACCUCUCAUGGUGCCUUCAAGCCAGCCAUUUGUGGUGACUGUUGGUAUAUAGCAGUGGUACAAGAGGUGUGAGCUGUGUCACUACACGGUUGCAGGAGGUGGUGUCCUCUUCUGUUUUGAAUGAAUCAGAUCAUGCUUUCAAUUCUAAAUCAGCCACAGAUCAAAAAGAUGAGCUCAAGGCCAUUGGUGGUAGAUCUUUGCCAUUACUAGAUCGCUCCUGAAAGCUACAAGUUUGAGUGCUACCAUUAAAAGCCUACUUCAUUGGUGUCAAAGUGUCAUAGAACUGACUUACCCAGCAUUGCUGGCAAUUCUGUUCCUGCAAACAAGUUUUUGAAAGUCCUAGCAGGAAACAUUUACACUCUUGGUAAUAUAUAAAGUUCUGUAUCCUCAUUAUUCUUCAUAAGCAGAGAAUGUGCUGCUGUAUUUUGAGAAAUCAGUCGAAGUACUAGUCAGAUAUGGUUUUGUGUUAGCCCAGUAUGUGGACCUUUUGAGAAGAGAACUGUGGUGCCCUCCAGUUGGGUAAGAAUAAUCCUUUGGGAUUUGUGUUCUGAUGAAACAAUAGAAAUGUGUGAGCUUCUGUAAGUGGCGGUUAUACCCAUGCUACUGGAAACCUCGAACUCAGCACUAACCUGAUCCUUCAAACUGAACCUGUGAGUAAGUCUGUUCAAAAUUGGUGUGUGGUUAUCACCGAACUGGUGGCGGCUUCAGUGGCAAAAGAAGCUGUCAGGACUUCAUUUGUACCUUGACACCAAGCAUCCGUUUUGACUGCGACACAAGCUAGUUUUGAUGUGACGCUUCAAGGCUUACACAUGUCCUGAAUCUGAACCGUUUCUCGAAACAUGCGUUGAACACGUGUCAAAGCAGAUGCUGUCAAAUGGGUCGUUCUGUUUAACGACGGAUAGAUAUUUCUGCUUAAUCGCUCCUCGUUACCAGAUGUGCUUAACCCGACAGUUCCAGUUGGAGCCACACUAAGCUGUUUGUGGGCUGCAUGAACAUGUGAUAAAAUGACAAAACUGCCACUCUUGUGUUCAGAUCAACAAAGCCACGAGAGAAGAAACCCAGAGUGCUGCUCUCUCCUGAAGGCCCAGCAAACCACUGUCUAAACUUGACCCACCUCUCUUCUCGUUGUGCAGAAUGUUGACAUUUCUCGGCUGGCCGAGGAGGCUCUGCUCACAGUCCCCGCCCACCAGUGAGUCGGCGUGGAUUUGGUCGCUAAGCACCACCUCUCUGUAGAGCUGCUCAUCCACUCGAUCUGUUUUUCUGUUGCAACCAGAGAAAACGCAGCCUGGCUUUUCUUGAGCUCUGGCAUCAAGUGAACCUUUUACUUUCUACGAGUUUUAACUUACCUCAGCAAUGGAAUCCAGUUGACGUGGACUGUUCUUGGGCUGUGUGUCCAUGCAUUCAUGCGCACAUACCUUAUUGUGAGAUGCCAUUGUGCACAUGUGCUCAGUGCCUGUGAACGACUCAUCUGGGUUUUAAUGCUCCGUCCGCAUGUAAGGCGGACUUACGUUUUACAGCGCGCUCAAAGCUCUUAACACAAUCUUCCUCUUUGCUGUUCGAUUUACCCUAACCGUAGUAUUGCACAAAUUGUUUAUUCCUUAAAGUAAUGUAAAGUAUUUUGUACUCUAAACCAAAUGCAAUCAUCAGAAGUUCAAGUGUAGCAAAUCAGGGAUUUUUCUCGCUCGGUGCAAUUAAUGUGAAAUUCAGCACUUUGUAGAUUUUAUAAGUGGAAUUUAGUAUGACUCUGAUUUUUCUAUGUUCAUAUAACACUGUGGUCCUUUUGCAGUUAUUCGUGUGCAAAAUUUGUGACUGAAUAAACAAACACUUUUUAUGGUAAUUCAAAGUAGAAUGGAUACCGUGGUGAUGAGUUAAAACCAUCUGUGUGUGUGUGUGUGUGUAUGUGUGUAUAUAUAUAUAUAUAUAUAUAUAUA